AUGAAUUCACUGUGUCCCAGUUGUAAUAAAAAAAGGGAUUCGAUGAAUAGCACCAACUGGACUCGCCAUACAAAAUCUUGUCAAAAAAAAAAGGCUGUAAAAAGAACUGUUUCUAGUAUUUCUGACUAUUUUAAACGUACACAAUGUAAAGGAAAAUUUCAAAAAUUUGAACAAUCACAAAUUGUAAUUAAUGAAAGUAAACGAAAUGAAGUAAUUGCUGAUUUGAACAUACCUGGUACUAGUAGUACAUCAGAUAAACAGUGUAUUUUACCAGCUGUAAACGAAAUGAAUCUAGAACAAUUUCAUAAUGAUCCUGCUAUGAUGAACUCAAACGUAUCAAAUGAACUUUUUGUUCAUUAUGCAUCUCUAGAGCCAUGUCAACCUUCCAAAUCUCAAUUAAGUGGUAGUAAAUUUCCUACAAAACAGCAAGGUGAUCGUUUAAGGUCAUUUCAUGAAAAACAUUAUUUCAAAGAAAUUUCACCUGGAAAUUUUGUGAAACGUAAUUGGCUAUCAUAUUCUCCUAUUACUGAUUGCAUAUUUUUUGUAGUUUGUAAAUUGUUUGGACUACCAAAUGGAAAACAUGAUCAAUUUUCAAAACUUGGAACAAAUGACUGGAGAUAUAUUUCAUUUAAAAUUAAAGCACAUGAAUCUGCUCCAGAGCACUUACAGUCAGAAAUACGUCGAGUUAUGUUUACAAGUCAACUAAGGGUCGAUGUGCAGCUAUUAUCUGCAUCAAAUUCACAGAUAGCGGAAAAUAGAGAAAUUGUUAAAAUCAUUUUUGAAGCUUUAUUGUACCUAGCUCGACAAAAUAAUGUUUUUCGAGGUCAUGAUGAACAUUGGAGUUCAUCUAAUCAAGGCAACUUUCUUGAACUAGUUAAACUUUUAGGUAAAUAUAAUCCUUUGCUCUCUGCUCAUUUAUCCAAAAUUCAAAGUGCAAAAAAACAGAUUAACAUUUUUAUCAAAUGUUAG
Rhopalosiphum padi (bird cherry-oat aphid) is the source of this 969-nucleotide messenger RNA. RefSeq names its product zinc finger MYM-type protein 5-like. Lineage: Eukaryota; Metazoa; Arthropoda; Insecta; Hemiptera; Aphididae. The record is from RefSeq and is a predicted model, not a curated record.